UGUGUCUCCUCCGUGGACCGGCAGCAGCACAUGCUGCAACCACACCGAUAGGAGACAAUACUGGGUCCAAGUGAGGAGGACAAUACUCGGUCCAUGUGAGCGUCUCUCGCACCUUUAAACCUUUAAACCUGCUCUCUUUAAACCUGCUCCUGCACGCACACGCGCCGCUCCGCAGCUGAAGCCCAGCGCGCUCCCGUCACUGCGGCUGACGUCACAUCCAGCAUGGCGGUCAAGGUGCAAACCACUCGAAGAGCCGACCCCCUCAACUUGAAGAGUAUCUUCCUCAAGUAUGCCAGCGUGGUGGAAGAUGGGGAGCAUUACAUGACCCCCAAGGACUUUGUGCAGAGAUACCUGGGUCUGCACACACAGGCGCAGCACAACCCCAAAACUGUGGAUCUGAUAGCUGGAGUGGCUGACACCACGAAAGAUGGAUUGAUCUCUUUCCAGGAGUUUAUGGCCUUUGAGUCAGUUCUGUGUGCCCCCGACGCGCUCUUCAUAGUGGCCUUUCAGCUGUUUGACAAGAACGGCACUGGGAACAUCUCAUUUCAGAACGUCCGGGACAUCUUCAGCCAGACUACAGUUCAUCACCACAUUCCCUUCAACUGGGACUGUGAGUUCAUCAGGCUACACUUCGGCCAUGAAAGAAACAAGAACCUUAGCUAUGCAGAAUUCACUCAGUUUCUGCAGGAGCUGCAGCUGGAGCACGCCCGCCAGGCGUUUGCACAGAAGGACAAGAAAAAAGGUGGCGCCAUCACCGCGCUGGACUUCAGCGACAUCAUGGCCACCAUCAGGCAUCACAUGUUGACUCCUUUUGUGGAGGAGAACCUGGUUUCAGCUGCCGGAGGCAGCACCUCCCACAUGGUGAGCUUUUCCUACUUCAACGCCUUCAACGCCCUCCUCAACAACAUGGAGCUGAUCCGCAAGAUUUACAGCACCCUCACCGGCACCAGCAAGGACACCCUCGUCACCAAAGAGGAGUUUAUUCUUGCCGCAAAUAGGUUUGGCCAAAUCACCCCGAUGGAGGUCGACAUCCUGUUCCAGCUGGUUCGCCUGCAUUCUCACUCCGGGCGGCUGAAACGCUCAGACAUCGACAGGGUCGCCCCGCACGAGGAAGGAGCCACGCCAUUCCUCCUGGCAGAGACCCAGAAACAGCAUGCUCACGAGCACCGGCCCGUCUGGCUCCAGGCGGCGGAGUCCGCCUACAGGUUUACCUUGGGCGCAAUCGCUGGAGCCACCGGCGCCACAGCCGUGUACCCCAUCGACCUGGUGAAGACCCGCAUGCAGAACCAGCGCUCCACAGGCUCCUUUGUGGGAGAGCUCAUGUACAAGAACAGCUUUGACUGCGCCAAGAAGGUGCUCCGUUACGAGGGCUUCUUCGGAUUCUACCGAGGUCUGCUCCCGCAGCUCAUUGGCGUUGCUCCGGAGAAAGCUAUCAAACUCACGAUGAACGAUUUCAUCAGAGACAAGUUCACCACAGAAGAUGACACCAUCCCUCUGCCUGCUGAGAUUCUUGCUGGUGGAUGUGCCGGAGCUUCUCAGGUGAUUUUCACCAAUCCUCUGGAGAUCGUUAAGAUCCGACUGCAGGUGGCUGGCGAGAUCACCACGGGCCCCAGGGUCAGCGCCCUGAGUGUCGUGAGAGACCUGGGCUUCCUCGGCCUCUACAAGGGAGCCAAAGCCUGCUUCCUGCGCGACAUCCCCUUUUCCGCCAUCUACUUCCCCGCCUACGCCCACACCAAGAAGAUGCUGGCAGACGAGGACGGCGGGCUGGGGGCGCUGCAGCUCCUGACUGCCGGAGCCAUUGCAGGUGUACCGGCGGCGUCUCUGGUGACCCCCGCUGAUGUCAUCAAGACCAGGCUCCAGGUGGCGGCCCGAGCAGGCCAGACGACAUACAGCGGCGUCAUCGACUGCUUCAGGAAGAUUCUGCAUGAGGAAGGUUUCAAGGCGUUUUGGAAGGGAGCAGGAGCUCGAGUCUUCAGGUCAUCACCACAGUUUGGCGUAACCCUGGUGACCUAUGAACUGCUACAGAGAUGGCUCUACGUGGACUUUGGAGGACAUCGUCCCACCGGCUCCGUGCCCGUUCACCAUCCCAAGAGGGAGGACCUCCCCUCCGUGACUUCAGACCAUGUGGGCGGCUAUCGUCUGGCUGCCGCAACUUUUGCGGGCGUGGAGAGGAAGUUCGGUUUGCACCUUCCAAAGUUCAAGCCGUCCGGAGAAGCAACAGUCAAAUCAGCCCCAACAAAACCUCAGGCCGUGUAACGGGUCCCCCGCUGAGACUGCGAGGGCCGCAUGUUCCUCCAGUUGGCAUUUAGAUUUGAAUGGUGGUCUCAUUUCAAAUGGUGCAUGACUUAUUUAUUCUUUGCAUUGCUUGCACAAUUUUACUGUACACAUUGUACUUCUCAAGAGAGGGACAUUACGGCUUUACUAAGAGUUCUUAAAAAACAGCUUUUUUUUCUGGGGUGCAAUAGCUUUGGUGUGCAUGAGCCAGUCACAUUUAAGAGACGUGGUUGUACAGAUAUUUUCAAAGUAUUUAUUUUGAAAUCAUGACCAGGGACAAGGGGAAAUAAUUCAAAUGUAUUUAUUGUAUUUUAUUGAAAUAAAUCAUUUAAAGUGUU
Messenger RNA from Cololabis saira (Pacific saury), 2612 nucleotides. Its product is annotated as electrogenic aspartate/glutamate antiporter SLC25A12, mitochondrial-like. NCBI's taxonomy places the organism in Eukaryota, Metazoa, Chordata, Actinopteri, Beloniformes, Belonidae. The transcript is spliced from 18 exons. Gene Ontology annotation, biological process: aspartate transmembrane transport; L-glutamate transmembrane transport; malate-aspartate shuttle. The record is from RefSeq and is a predicted model, not a curated record. Bases 223 to 2256 code for a protein of 677 amino acids. Gene Ontology annotation, molecular function: L-glutamate transmembrane transporter activity; calcium ion binding; L-aspartate transmembrane transporter activity.